Messenger RNA from Myxocyprinus asiaticus (Chinese sucker), 2419 nucleotides. Its product is annotated as glucosidase 2 subunit beta-like. Bases 168 to 1760 code for a protein of 530 amino acids. Gene Ontology annotation, biological process: liver development; N-glycan processing. Gene Ontology annotation, molecular function: calcium ion binding. The transcript is spliced from 18 exons. The record is from RefSeq and is a predicted model, not a curated record. Gene Ontology annotation, cellular component: glucosidase II complex. Lineage: Eukaryota; Metazoa; Chordata; Actinopteri; Cypriniformes; Catostomidae.
AAAUAUUUUUGUAAAAUCCCACACUAGGUUUACGUGGAUUUAGUUAUCACACAAUACUUAAUGUCGUGAUACUGUACUGUUUAUAAUUUCGGACCAGGCAGGACUAGGAAGUUUCUCCAGUAUUAUAUUCAGGUGGCCGUCACGCGCCACUAGUGGGAGUCAGCAUCAUGACCUGUGUGCACCUGCUGUUGACCUUAGUCUUUUCCGUCAGCUUGGGGACACCUGUAGAGAUUCAGCGACCACGAGGAGUACCACUGUCAAAGAGACAGUUUUAUGAGGAGAACAAGCCAUUCACUUGUCUCGAUGGAUCCCGGACCAUUCCAUUUGACCGAGUGAAUGAUGACUACUGUGACUGCAAAGAUGGUUCAGAUGAGCCAGGCACAGCUGCUUGUCCCAAUGGUCACUUCCAUUGCACCAAUGCUGGAUACAGGCCCACCUUUAUCCCAUCUUCCCGUAUUAAUGAUGGCAUCUGUGAUUGCUGUGACACCACUGAUGAGUACAACAGCGGAGCCAAAUGUGAAAAUACCUGCAAGGAACUGGGACGUAAAGAGAGGGAGGUUCUGCAGAAGAUGGCUGAGAUCACCAAAGAGGGCUUUCUCCUGAAACAGCAGCUCAUCGAGGAAGCCAAGAAGGGACGGCAAGAAAAGCAGGGUAAACUUACUGAUAUGCAGGAAAAUAAGAAACAGCUGGAGGAGAAAGUUGAAGCACUGAGGACAGUGAAAGAGACUGCAGAGCAACCUGAGAAGGAAGCUAAAGAGCACCAUCUCAAGGCCUGGGAAGAGCAAAAGACAGCAAUUCGCUUGGAGAAGGAUAAAGCCAAAAUGGCAGAAGCCUUUUUGGAGCUGGAUGACGAUGCAGAUGGCUUUGUGUCUGUCUCUGAGCUUCAGUCCCAUGCAGAAUUGGACCCAGAUGCUGAUGGCUCACUUACUGAAACCGAGGCCCAGGGACUAAUGGGAGGAGCUGACCGGGUGGACACAUCAACAUUUGAGAGUAUUUGGGCCAACAUUAAAGACAAGUACCAAUUAGAGUCCCAGCCUGUGGAAGCUCCCCCUGUGGAAACACCUGCUGAAGAAGUGAAGGAGCCAGUUGUAGACAAUGAAUCCGAGCCGUACCCAGAAGAAGACAUUUCUGAAGAGGAGGAAGAAGAGGAGGAUGAUGAAGAUGAUUAUCAUGAAGAGGAUGAUAAGCCUUCGCCCACCAUCAAGACUCCAGAGAAGAGUCCUGAAGAUGAGGAAGCCAUGCCGCCUUAUGAUGCAGACACCCAGGCCCUCAUCGAUGCUGCUCAGAAGGCUAGGGAUGACUUUAACGAGGCUGAGAAAGCUCUUCGGGAGGCGGACGAUCAAAUCAGAAAUAUUGAAAAAGAGCUGUCCUUUGAUUUUGGCCCUCAUGCUGAGUUCACAUACAUGUACAGCCAGUGCUACGAACUUUCCACUGGCGAGUAUAUCUACAGACUAUGUCCUUUCAAUCGGGUUUCACAGAAACCCAAGUAUGGAGGCUCAGAGACCAACCUUGGGACCUGGGGAACCUGGGCAGGGCCUGAAAAUAAUAAAUACUUGUUGAUGAAAUACGAGCACGGCACUGGGUGCUGGCAAGGACCAAACAGAUCAACUACAGUGAAGCUUACUUGUGGGAAGGAAACGGUGGUGACCUCGACAACGGAGCCCAGUCGCUGUGAAUAUCUAAUGGAAUUCACCACACCUGCCGUGUGCCAAGAGCCAACCAACGUUGACCUCUCAUCACAUGGCCACGAGGAGCUGUAGAUGCAUUCCACGGUUGCUCUGUGGGAACAUUAUCUUCAUUUCCUGUUAGCCUGUUUAAGAACCUCUUCCAUUAGUUUUGCAUUGGCCAAAAGAGGCUGGACGUUUGGGUAGCAUAAAGUUUGUUCGAAUGUAAUGUUUUUUUUUUUGUUAUUGUUUUUACUGACAUAAAAUCUGAUUUUUUUUUUUUCACAUUCCAUGAAUAAUGUUGAAAUAAAUGUAACUUUACAUUGAAAAAAUUGUGAUUUGUUCAAACAAGACCACUUGACCCCAUAUUAGGAAAUUCACAACCAGAAUUGACAUUGGACAGUUGAAUAACGGAGAUUAACGUGUAACACUCUAGACUAUGAACAGUACCAUAUUUGGUGCUUAUUGUAUGUGGAAGACCCAUUAAAUUAAGGUUCCCACCUUCAUGGAAAAUCAGGAAAUAUCAAGUAGUUUUAAAAUUGAGAUUUCCAUGCCUGAAAAAGUCAUUAAAAGCCAUGGAACUUUCUAUAGUAAAUAUGCAUUUUCUGGUUAAGCUUUGCUAUAAAAUAGAAAUUAUUUUUGGUGAGUGCAUCUCUAUGAAAUUAUUUUAAUUACGACUAAUGGGGACCCUGAAAAGAUUAUACACUUUUCAUAAACCUUUACAGACAGUGAUUGAGUCGAAUGGAAUUUAUAUU